UGGUUGCGUUCCGGAUACAAUAAGUUUUUUUUUCUGUGGCUAACCACGAACGACGUUUCCAACCAGCGACAUUAUCGUCGGCUGGUGUACUUGACCAAAAAAACCAAUAAAAAGCCGUGAAAAUGUUGGGACGUAUCGCGCCUGGUGUCGCCCAGGUGACGGCGGUGGUCAGUCACCAGCAGAACAGGAAUAUGGCCACUCUGAAGUCCAUUUCCCUCCGUCUGAAGUCCGUAAAGAACAUUCAGAAGAUCACGCAAUCUAUGAAGAUGGUGUCUGCUGCCAAAUACACUCGCGCUGAGCGUGACCUGAAGGCUGCGCGACCUUAUGGGGAGGGUGCUGUCCAAUUCUAUGACAAAGCUGAGGUCCAGGCACCCGAAGAUGAGCCGAAGCAGCUCUAUAUUGCCAUGACCUCUGACAGAGGUCUGUGCGGCGCCGUCCACACUGGCGUGUCCAAGGUCAUCCGUCUCCGCCUGGCCGAGCCUGGUGCCGAGAACAUCAAGGUCAUCUGCGUCGGCGACAAGUCCCGCGCUAUACUGUCGCGUCUGUACGGGAAGCACAUCAUCUCUGUGUGCAACGAGAUCGGUCGCCUCCCCCCCACUUUUCUGGACGCCGCUCAGCUAGCUAACGGCAUCCUGACCUCUGGCUACGAGUUCGGCUCCGGCAAGAUCAUCUACAACAAGUUCCGCUCCGUGGUCUCUUACGCCCAGGACGACCUGCCUCUGUUCAGCAGGAAGGCUGUCGAGGCUGCCCCCAAGCUGGCGGUGUACGACUCCCUGGACUCGGAGGUGCUACAGUCCUACAUGGAGUUCUCCCUGGCCUCCAUGCUUUUCUACGCUCUGAAGGAGGGUGCGUGCUCUGAGCAGUCGUCCCGCAUGACGGCCAUGGACAACGCGUCCAAGAACGCCGGUGAGAUGAUCGACAAACUCACGCUCACGUUCAACCGCACGCGCCAGGCCGUCAUCACCAGAGAGCUCAUCGAGAUCAUCUCCGGCGCCGCUGCGCUAGAGUAAACCUACCACUUCGACAACGGAUUUUG
Messenger RNA from Cydia amplana, 1036 nucleotides. RefSeq names its product ATP synthase subunit gamma, mitochondrial (gene ATPsyngamma). Gene Ontology annotation, molecular function: proton-transporting ATP synthase activity, rotational mechanism. Lineage: Eukaryota; Metazoa; Arthropoda; Insecta; Lepidoptera; Tortricidae. Gene Ontology annotation, biological process: proton motive force-driven ATP synthesis. The coding region runs from base 123 to 1010 and encodes 295 amino acids. The transcript has 9 exons. The record is from RefSeq and is a predicted model, not a curated record.